GACGCCGACGACGACACGCCCGCAGCCAUUGUCCACAAAGAGCACUGCGCGGAGUGUAAACAGGGCGGAGAACUCGUGCUCUGCGACUACUGUCCGCGCGCUUACCAUAAGGUGUGUGUCGACGGCCUGACGGAAGUGCCGGACGACUGGACGUGUCCGCACUGCGAGAAGAACGGCAAACCCGAGAAGCCGGCGCCCAAAGCGGCCAAACGUAAGACAAGCGUUACGGAGAAGAAAGUGGUGGCGAAGAAGGCGCCCGCGAAGGCCGCCCAACCCAUCGAGAAUCAGGACUACUGCGAGAUCUGUAACCAAUGCGGCGAACUCUUGCUGUGCGACACCUGUCCGCGAGCCUAUCAUCUCGUAUGCAUGGACUCCGAUAAGACAGUUCCGGCCGGUGUGUGGAGUUGUCCGCAUUGCGAAGAGUACGGCUACGAAGUGAACGACGCGCCCGAACCGGAAGGGCCGCCCGAAAAGGCCGAAAAGAUUGUCUGCAAGGGUUGCAAACAGCCGGGAGAGGACAUAAUCUUCUGCGCCACGUGUCCGUCGCGCUAUCAUCCCGGAUGUAUUAACCCGCCAUUGGAUGAGAUACCGGACGAGUGGCAGUGCGCGCCGUGCAGUGCCGAACCCCUGGACGGCAAAGUGCAACGCGUCCUCACCUGGCGAUGGAAGGCGAAGGACGAGAGCGCCGACGCGGACGACAAGCCCAAGAAACGCGUGAGACGUGAGCGCGAGUUCUUCGUCAAGUGGAAGGACCGGUCGUAUUGGCACUGCUCGUGGAUACAGGAGCUGCAGCUCCAAGUGUUUCACUCGUUUAUGUGGCGGACGUACACCACUCGCAACGACAUGACUACUCCGCCGCCCUAUGAAGAGGGCUAUCAAGAGGUGCCCACCGCUAAAGAGGGCGAAGACGAGGCCAACGGCGAGCCCACAGCCGCCACUGGUAUGCGUCGGCGUCGCAACCGGUACUCCAAUAACGACGCGAAUCUCGUGGAACAGUACCUGCGGUACGGCAUACGACCCGAUUGGCUGCAAAUACACCGAGUGCUCAGCCAUCGGAAACAGAGGGGAAAAAUCAAUUAUACGAUCAAAUGGCGCGAACUGUCGUACGAAGAGGUGACGGUGGAGUACGAGCCCGACCACUGCCCCUUCGAUAUUCCCGAUUACGCCAAGAAAGUGCAGGACUAUUGGGAUCUCAGGGAACUCGUCGAAGAGGAGGGAAAGGCCGAGAAGAGGAGUCGCGAGAAAGAAGACAAACGCAAGUCUAAAGACAAGGAGUCCAAGAAGAAGGGCAACAAAAAGUACGACCCGAAGAAGAAGUGGGAGAAGCAGCCGGAGUUCAUACCGGAGCCCCUGGAACUGCACCCCUACCAGUUGGAAGGCGUCAAUUGGUUGCGCUAUUCGUGGGCUAAUAAAACCGAUACCAUUCUGGCCGAUGAGAUGGGCUUAGGAAAGACCAUUCAGACGAUUGUGUUUCUAUACUCACUGUACAAAGAGGGUCACCUGAGAGGUCCGUUCCUCAUAACAGCCCCUCUCUCGACAAUUAUCAAUUGGGAGCGAGAGUUGGAGGACUGGGCGCCGGACUUCUAUGUCGUGAACUACACGGGAAACAAAGACAGCCGUAUUGUGAUCCGAGAGCACGAGUUGAGCUUUGACGCGGACGCCGUCCGGUCGGCCACCAAAGCGACUAAAAUGCGUAAACACGUGACGCCUAAGUUUCACGUGUUGCUCACGUCCUACGAGUUGAUUAACAUGGACUCAGCGCUCUUGGGCUCAAUCGACUGGAAAGUGCUGGUCGUAGACGAAGCGCAUCGACUCAAAAGUAAUCAGUCCCUCUUUUUCCGUACACUCAACGCCUAUCACGUCGACCAUAAGCUACUGUUGACCGGAACACCGCUUCAGAACAAUCUCGAAGAGCUGUUCAAUUUGCUUAACUUCUUGAGUCCGCACCGAUUUGACGAUAUGGAGGGCUUCCUCAACGAGUUCGCCGACAUCGCCAAAGAAGAACAGGUGAAGAAACUGCACGACAUGUUGGGUCCGCAUCUCUUGCGUCGACUCAAAGCCGAUGUACUGAAGAACAUGCCGUCGAAGAGCGAGUUCUUGGUUCGCGUCGAUUUGGCGCCGCUUCAGAAAAAAUACUAUAAAUUUGUUUUGACGCGAAAUUUCGAGGCCCUGAACGUGAAGGGCGGCGGCAAACAGGUCUCACUAUUGAAUGUUGUGAUGGACUUAAAGAAGUGCUGCAAUCAUCCCUAUCUGUUCCCAACCGCCCAAACGGAAGCGCCCAAAACCAAGUUUGGUUACUACGAGGGCAGUGCUCUCGUCAAGUCGUGCGGGAAACUAAUUUUGCUGCAGAAAAUGAUGCGCAAACUGAAGAACGAGGGCCAUCGGGUACUCAUCUUCUCGCAGAUGACACUUAUGUUGGAUCUGUUAGAAGACUUCUGCGAAUUCGAGGGUUACAAAUACGAACGCAUCGACGGCUCGAUUACCGGUUCCAUACGUCAGGACUCUAUCGAUCGUUUUAACGCUCCCGGAGCUCAACAGUUUGUAUUCUUGUUGUCGACCCGAGCGGGCGGUUUGGGCAUCAAUUUGGCCACCGCUGACACUGUCAUUAUCUAUGACUCCGAUUGGAAUCCACACAACGAUAUACAGGCGCUGAGCAGAGCUCACCGCAUAGGACAGGCCAACAAAGUGAUGAUCUAUCGGUUCGUCACUCGCGGAUCCGUUGAGGAGAGGAUAACGCAAGUGGCGAAGAAGAAGAUGAUGUUAACACAUCUGGUGGUGAGACCGGGAAUGGGACAGAACAAGAAUCAGGCGGCGAUGUCUAAGCAAGAGUUGGACGACAUUCAUCCGAUAACGCAAGUGGCGAAGAAGAAGAUGAUGUUAACACAUCUGGUGGUGAGACCGGGAAUGGGACAGAACAAGAAUCAGGCGGCGAUGUCUAAGCAAGAGUUGGACGACAUUCUCAAGUUCGGUACCGAAGAGCUGUUCAAAGAGGAAGAGGGCAAAGAAGAUUCGGCCAUUCAUUACGACGACAAAGCCAUCGAUGAACUUCUCGACCGAACCCAAGAAGGCAUUGAACAGAAGGAGAUGUGGGCUAACGAGUACUUGGGGUCAUUCAAAGUGGCCUCAUAUCAGACCAAAGAGGCAGAAGAGGUCGAAGAGGAGCCCAAACCCACCGAAGAACCCGACCCUCAAUACUGGGAGAAACUGUUGGGUCACCACUAUAUCCAACACCAGGAGAACAUCCAAAGAACUCUCGGCAAAGGCAAACGCGUCCGCAAACAAGUGAACUACAGUAUAGGCGCCGAACAGACCGAAUACAACAACAACAACGAGGGCUCCGAAUCCAGUUCUGACUACUCUAUGCCUUCCGACAUGAGUUCAAACGACGAGGACUUUGACCUGAAGGCAGAGGAAGGCGCCAGAGGUGUCAAACUUCGCCACAAACACGGCAGAGAGAAAAUGCCGCCACUCGUCGCUCUUAUCGGUGGUAACACUGAGGUGUUGGGCUUCACAGCGAAGCACCGGAAGGCGUACUUGGAUGUGGUGAUGCGGUUCGGUUUGCCCAAUCAGGACCAGAACGUGACCGAAAGCCAGUGGUAUAUAAGGGAUCUGAAGGGCAAGAGUGAGAAACACUUGCGCGCCUACACAUCGCUAUUCGUACAGCACCUGUGCGACGGCGGAGACCCUAAUUCCAAGACAUUCGACGACGGCGUCCCCAAAGAGGGCAUUAAUAUAAGCCAAGUGUUGGCCCGAAUCGGAAUGGUUUCGCUGAUCCGCAAGAAAGUGUUUGAAUACGAGGGACGACACGGAUUGGAGAGCAUUCCGAAGCCCAAGAAGAAGGUUGUGGUGAUUAACGAGACCUCCAAAGACUUCGUUGAAUUCGAGGACAACAGUCAGAAUGGCGUCACUGAGAAGAUCACUACCGAAGACCAAAGCCUUGAACAAAAGGGCGACGAAACCAAACCCGAUGUGAAGACUACUGACGAGACUUUAGACGACGUUAAGUCUGAAGAGAAAGAGACCGAACCGAAGGCCGAAUCCGAUAAACCAACUGAGAGUAACGGCGAAGAAGUGGUCGAAACAAAAGCCGAACCAAAGGUCACCGAAUCUCAAGAACCCGAUGAAGAGAAAAAGACUAACGGAGAGGACGUGAAAGACAUUGAAAUGAAAGACACGACGGAAGACGAGGUUAAGACUGAAGACAAAACUGAAGAUAAGGCUGAAGAAGAAGACAAAAAAGUGGCUGAAAAUAAUGUGACAGAAAAAGAGGUUCCGAUGGAAGUGACGGACAACGAAAAGACCACUCGUGUAGCGGCGAUAUGCGGACCAACUGUGACUGCAUUCACGCAAACGAAGUGUCCGAUGUCUUCUUCGGCGGUUAAGAUGUCUGCAGACAAACGCAAAACGUUUUCCAUUAAAGACAACGUACGGGAGGCCAAACACCCGAAGGUGGAGAACGCGCUGGUCAUGUGGUUGAGCCAAAUGGACACCACUUCCAGACACAAAGUCACGUGCGAUGAGAUCAUAGCGAAGGCUCAAGAGUUCGCCGACAGUAUGGGUAUUGACUUUAAGCCAACCAAUGGUUAUCUCAAUGGAUUCAAGAGACGGCACGGACUGGAGCUCGACCUCAAACAGCGCGGCGUCGAUACGGCCAGCGAUUGGUCGCAACAGUUGAGUCAACAGACCAGCAAUUAUCUGCCCGAAGAGAUCUAUAUGUUGUCCGAAACGGCCCUCUUUUAUCGGGCGCUACCGUUUCGGACGAAUCCUCAUAUCAUUGGUCCGCUCUCUGCGAAGAAACUAAAGACACCGAAAGAUCGGUUGACUCUCGUGUUGGUCACGAAUGCCGACGGAAGCGAUCGGAUGUGUUCACUGAUUGGCAAAACCAAUAACCCAAGAGGGCUGAAGAGUAUGACUGACUGUGAAUUGGAUUAUUACUCUCAACCAAACGCCAGAAUCGAUGCCACCAUUUAUAAGAAGAUUAUUUGCCAAUUGAAUACCAAAAUGAAAGAUUUGAAUAAAAGGAUUGUAUUAUUUGUGAACAAAUCCCGAUCUCAUUGCCAACAACUGGUCUUAUCUAACAUUAGUUUUAAGUACUUUCCGGCAAAUGUUGAGAUUCCGGUUCCCAUCGAUGACGACGAGAGCGUUGAAUUGGAAAAUGAAUUGUCUGAUCAGCACAUUAUAGAUCUCGUUAUCAAUACUUCAGACCGCGAUUCAGAGUACGUGAACCUUAUUUUACUAUCAUCUAUAGUACAUAAAUCGCGUAAAACUAAUGAGAAUCAGAAUGUCAUCAAAAAGUCUGCAAUCAGUUGUGCAGCAAAUCUGGUCAAAGGUCUGAGUUGUGAGCGACAAAACCUGAUCGAAUUGGGAGCAAAGAUAUGUAGUGUCUUAACGCCAGACCUAAGGCAUGUGCUCGCGUCCGCAAUUACCGGCGAAUUGAUCGACAAAAGCAAGAAUAGCGACCACUCGGACGACGAAGACAUUGGAUACGAGCGACGGAGCCGUAAACGCAAAGCAACGCAAUCCGCACACAAUUCACAGCUAUCACUGACACGAGUGGAUGGGCCAGAAUCGGCGCACCCGUGGCAGCUCAUCACCUUUCAGUAGUCACUACCACUUCAAUACAUCCGACUAAUUAUUGUUCGAAUUA
Messenger RNA from Medioppia subpectinata, 5647 nucleotides. The record is from the annotation of a GenBank genome assembly. NCBI's taxonomy places the organism in Eukaryota, Metazoa, Arthropoda, Arachnida, Sarcoptiformes, Oppiidae.